Lolium rigidum is the source of this 1907-nucleotide messenger RNA. Its product is annotated as LEAF RUST 10 DISEASE-RESISTANCE LOCUS RECEPTOR-LIKE PROTEIN KINASE-like 2.1. Gene Ontology annotation, biological process: protein phosphorylation. The record is from RefSeq and is a predicted model, not a curated record. The coding region runs from base 1 to 1806 and encodes 601 amino acids. Gene Ontology annotation, molecular function: ATP binding; protein kinase activity; polysaccharide binding. Lineage: Eukaryota; Viridiplantae; Streptophyta; Magnoliopsida; Poales; Poaceae. The transcript is spliced from 5 exons.
AUGCAACUCCCACGACGGCGAGUCCUCCUCUCCGUCCUAGCGACUCUCGUCCUCUCGUAUCAUGCGACGACGACACCGGCGGCGGCAACCGUGGCAACCUGCGCGCCCAAGACGUGCGGCAACAUCACCCUGAGCUACCCGUUCUGGGUCACGGACGCCGCGCAGCCAUCGACACCGUGCGGCCCGCCGGCGUUCCAGGUGGACUGCGUGGCCGGCGGGCGGGCCUCUCUCUCCCGCUCCUUCCGCGGCGGCUACAAGCUCCUCCGCGUCUCCUACGCGGACCGCACCGUGGUCGUCGCCAACGACAACGUGCAGACGAACGCCAGCGGCUGCCCCGUGCCCACCAUCGACGUCUCCGCCAGCCUCAGCCUCGCGCCCUUCUCCGCCAGCGCCGCCGCCAACCGGGCGGUGGCGGGGAGGUGUAGCUACGCGGUGGUGCCGGUGGUCGGCUCGUUGUCGCCGGGCGGGAGUGCUGGCGCGGAGUACCCGCGGCUGCUCCGGGAAGGGUACGUGCUGGAGUGGAGGGCGUCGGCCGGUGACUGUGGAGCCUGCAGCGCCAGCGGCGGCCAGUGCGGGUACGACUCCAACGCCGACGCGUUCGCCUGCGUUUGCGCCGACGGCUCGUCGCACCCGGCGAGAUGCAUAUCGUUGUCGAUCACAUUUGGCUUGCUGCUGGCCUGCCUUGUCACCGCCUUGAAGUUCCACCGACGAAUUCGAAGCUUUAGUUAUUCCACCAUCAUGGACAGAAAAACCAUCCGUGCUGACAACGCAAACGUUGAAAAGCUGCUGAAAAAGUACGGGUCUCUGGCACCUAGGAGGUACCGGUACUGUGAGCUGAAGAAGAUAACCAACUCCUUCAAAUUCAAGCUUGGCGAAGGUGGCUACGGCACGGUGUACAGUGGCACCCUGCCCGGCGACCACCGGAAGGUUGCCGUCAAGUUUCUGCACCACUCCGGGCCCAAGGGCGAGGAGUUCCUGAAUGAGGUGAUCAGCAUUGGCAGGACGUCCCACGUCAACAUCGUUAGCUUGCUUGGGUUCUGCCUCGAGGGAUCCAAGCGCGCCCUCGUCUACGAGCAAAUGCCCAAUGGCUCCCUUGACAAGUACAUUUACUCCGCACCGUCAUCGACAACGCCGGCACCGGUGAAGAGCCUCGGGUGGGAGACGCUGCAGGAGAUCGCAUUGGGCGUGGCGAGGGGGCUGGAGUACCUGCACGAAGGUUGCAACACGCGGAUCAUCCACUUUGAUGUGAAGCCCCACAACGUGCUGCUAGACGAGGGGUUCCGGCCCAAGGUGGCCGAUUUCGGGAUGGCCAAGCUAUGUGACCCCAAGGAGAGCAUCCUGACCAUGGCCGACGCGAGGGGCACCGUGGGGUUCAUUGCACCGGAGGUGUUCUCACGAGGGUUCGGGGUCGUGUCGGCAAAGUCAGACGUGUACAGCUACGGAAUGCUGCUGCUGGAGAUGGUAGGCGGACGAAGCAACGUGAAGGCCUUCGCCGCCGAGAAGGAGGCCGACCUGUUCUUCCCGCUCUGGAUCUAUGACUACAUGGGGGAGACGAUCGCGAGGAAGAUGGCGAUGGUCGGGCUGUGGUGCAUUCAGACCGUCCCGGCGAACCGGCCGUCGAUGAGCAGGGUGCUGGAGAUGCUGGAGAGGAGCAUUCAUGAGCUCCCCAUGCCACCGAGGCCGUACCACCCGUCUUCUCCUUCCUUCUCUCCUUCGAUGUCGCACUCGCUGCCGUCUAGCUACCCGUCUUCUACCUCCGGCUUCACACAACGAUCAAGACCGCUUACACCGGAGAGCACAGUGUAAUUGAAAGAUUGUUUUGGAUAAUCAAACAAAGAAGCAAAGGGUCAGAUAAACUGAAGAUAACUCAAGUAUUCUACACCACUGACAAGAUUAUUGGCCUGGUG